Pseudoliparis swirei is the source of this 4510-nucleotide messenger RNA. RefSeq names its product PH and SEC7 domain-containing protein 4. Lineage: Eukaryota; Metazoa; Chordata; Actinopteri; Perciformes; Liparidae. The transcript is spliced from 18 exons. Gene Ontology annotation, biological process: regulation of ARF protein signal transduction. Gene Ontology annotation, molecular function: guanyl-nucleotide exchange factor activity. Bases 649 to 3921 code for a protein of 1090 amino acids. The record is from RefSeq and is a predicted model, not a curated record.
CCGGCCCUAGCUAACGUCAUUGUGAUAUUGUGUACACAAAUAACCACGAUGAUAAAUGGUGUUUAUAUAAGAAGAAGAGCUGCACAACUACAGCAGCAUCACUGGGCCAUCACUAAUACUACUAGCACCACGACUACCACUACUACAACCACUAGCUAGCAACUAACUCACUCCAACUGCAAGGAUGCUCACAUAGAUGCUAACGCUAGCCGAACCUGCUGGGAGAGGAACAGGACAGAGGGAGACUGACGUCUGAUCUUGAUCUUUACAAAAUGGACAGGAAGCCUGAAGAAGAAGAAGGGGGAGGACCUGGCUCAGACUAGGACUUGUGACUUGCAGGCAUCGUUAUGCGACACCACAGACAGAGGCUGCUCGGCUUAAACAGGACGGAUUCUAAAGCAGCAGUGUGCCUGUCCUUCCCACAAGACUUUAAACCUCACAAGCUGCCUGAUCAUAUGAUGUUGCUGUAAAGACCCUGGAGUGGAUCAGAGAAUGGCGCCAUCGGAGGUUGUAACAUUCUUCAGGAAUUCAGACUUUUGGGAUCCUACAGAAUGAUCAUUCUUCGUACGGCCGAGCAGGACGUUUUGUAACGACAGCAUCUUUCACCAAAACCCACAAACACCCCAACAACGGAACUGACUGAGAUACAUGCUAAUGGAGGAGGAAAACGUGUGCUCCACCCAACCAGAUGUCACAGAUUCAGUCCUCCAGCAGCCUCAACAAGACUCAUGGACGUCCAUGGACCACCAGUACGUGAAUGGAGAGGAGGAGACCAUCGCGUGGGGCGACACAGAGGUUCAGAUGAACCGGGCACACGGGACGGAUCAACUCGGUCUGUUCCUCGAGGCAGGCCGAGAGAGCCCCGAGGAGGCGGAACAGUGGGAGCAGAUCGUGUGGCCGGCGCACCCCGUGACCUGUGCCGGCGCGCCGCUUUCCUUCGCCACCGUGCAGUGGGACAUGCCCGAUCCCUCGGCAGCGACACCUUCAUUCAGGGCUGACGGCGGCGUGGCCAAUGAGCCGAGCUCCGGCGGCUCAGAGAGUCUCGGCACCGCUUCCCCCUCACUUCACCAGUCUCAACGCGUCAAUGCUGAUCUUUUCAUACGGCAGGGCAGAGUGGACAGAGAUGAGGUUGAUUCUCGGUUUCUCAACUUCCAUCGAGAGCGGACAGGAAACGGCUCAGAGCCAUGUGACGCUGCAGAUGUGCAAGAGCCGCCGACACAGGAAAGAGAAGAUUCAACACACGAGCUGUUGGGAAGUAAUAACGGCAUCCCACUGAGGGCCGACUCAAAAGAACAAGAGGAGGGAUGCUCGGGAACCUCAUAUCCUGUUGAAACUGUGGUCUUAAUCAACAUUCUUGAAGGGAAUGACAUCUCAGAAGUUGAAGUGGACAGUUGUGUCGAUUCGAAGCUAGAAGAGGAACAAGUGGAACCCGGCGUUCUGCUGACUGGACAGGGAGACUCUUCAGCGAACGGUGUUGAGGACGAGGAAGAAGGCGAGGAAGACGAAGAGAAGCAGAUAAACGAGUCCUGUACUGAAGAAAGUGAAGAUGCAAAAGAUGUCCGUUGUCUGAGUAAUGUGGAGUUUCCUGCUGAGCAAACUGAUGGUACUGGACCGACUGUAAGCCCAGACGAGCUGAUUGAUCGGAAGCACUCAGAGCUCCUGGAGGAAAGGCAACACUCAGGGCCUGAAGAGGCCAUCGCGCUACUCCAACGGUUCCAUGAAGAUCCCAACGGUCAGACUGCAGAGCCAGAUAUGUCUGAAGAUGUAGACCAUGAACAGUCGGAUGCUGCGGACGACCACGAAGAACCGUGGAUUAAGGCGGCAGACAACACAGAGAGGAUAGAAAACUCACCAGAGAUAAUCGAGCUGACGGAAGAACCGAAGGAGACGAGUCGUUUAGAGGAACGACAUUGCGGCCGGGUCGAUCUUUCCCUGCAGCCUCAACGAGCCGAGUCCGAGCGGCUCGAGAUGACCGGCGAGUCAAAGCAGAUCCAAGCGGAGGUGUCGCGGGACUCCGACCGGCGAGGGAAGUCCCAGCGCCCGAAACAGCCACCGGAGAUGGAACUGCCGGAGGAGUCCACCCGACGUGAGGCGGCCGCCCUGCCGGAGGACUCCACUCAGUCAGAGCUGACAGCUUCUGCCGGAGUGGCGGAGCGGCGAGAACAGACGGAGCCGUCGGAGCAGAAUGAGCAGAUGCCGCAAACGAGCGACUCGUCUCAGCCGGCGCUCUCUGGGCAGCUUGCGCAGCCGGAGACGGAUGAGUCCGAAGCAACGGAGCAUCUGUCUCCCGAGCCCGAGGUCACGCGGCAGACAGCGCGGGCCGAGUUCAACCAGGUGGACAAACAGGCUGAGACGUCCCAUCGGGGCGAAGAAGCGGGAGAUGCUGAGGACGGCUCCGUGCGAACAACCGUCGCAAAUGAAGAGCGACCCGAAUCCCCCGAGACGGCAGCGCCUCAGAUGAACGGAGACGCGGUGACCAGAGAGAUGGCCCGGCGCCUCGCGGAACGGCUGUACGGGUUGGACGGCAUCCAACGCGCGGACGUGGUGAAGCACUUAGACAAAGAUAACGACUUCAGUCGAGCUGUCGGGGAGGAAUACCUGAAACUAUUUGACUUCACCGGGGAAACGCUGGAUUUUGCCGUGAGGUCUUUCCUGAAAGUGGUGGUACUGAUCGGAGAAACCCAGGAGAGGGAGCGUGUGCUGCAGCAUUUCGCCUGCCGCUUCCAUCAGUGCAACCCCGACUCCUUUACCUCUUCAGAGUCGGUGUUGGCACUCACAUGUUCCCUGAUGCUUCUCAACACUGACCUGCAUGGACAGAACGUAGGGAAAUCAAUGUCCUCGACUAAAUUUGUGUCCAACCUCGAUGGGAUGAAUGAAGGAGAAAACUUCAGCAAGGAUCUCUUGAAGAGUCUCUACAACUCUAUAAAGAGUGAGCCGCUGCAGUGGGCGAUUGACGAGGAGGAGCUGAAGAGCUCUGUGUUGGUGGACGAGGACGCAGCAGGAGAUGCGCCGCUGCGCUCGAAGGCGAACCCCUUCCAGGACAUUCCUCAUGACAAAACGGCUUCUGUGGCCAAGCAGGGGUUCCUCCAGAGGAAGCUGCACGCCGACAUCGACGGCAAGCGCACUCCGUGGGGAAAGAGAGGCUGGAAGACUUUCUAUGGAGUGGUGAGGGGAAUGGUCCUUUACCUGCAGAAGGAUGAUUACAGGAGGGAUCAGCCGCUUGACGAGGAAGUGGUGAGUUUGCAUCACUCUCUGGCCGAGCAGGCGGCCGAAUACACCAAGAAGCCACACGUCCUCCGUCUGCAGACGGCUGACUGGAGGGUUUUACUCUUUCAGGCCUCAUCCAAAAUGGAGAUGCACUCAUGGAUCAGCCGCAUCAACCUGGUCUCGGCUCUUCACUCCUCGCCUCCGUUCCCCGCCGCCGUCGGCUCUCAGAGGAGAUUCUGCAGACCCAUCCUCCCCUCAGCGCAGUCGGCUCAAACUCUGGAGCGUCAGCUGCAGUCGUAUGCAGGAACACUGCAGUCCUUCAAAGACGACUUAUUGUACCUGCAGCAAAACAUGCCCGAGGGCAAAAGAGCCAAAGCCAAGGAGCUGGAGGAGCAUCGCGUCAAAGCGGAGUACCUGCAGCACGAGAUGUGUCGCUAUGAGCUCUACAUCCAGGGCCUGGAGGCCUGGAGGAGCGUGAAGACGACAGGCGGCAGCGCGUUGAGCGUCGCGGACCUGAAACAGUUUGAUAAAGCAGUGUGUGGCGACUCUGUGGGGGAGGGAGACGAGGUCGCUGGCGGACUGAAGAAGUCCCACUCCAGCCCCUCUCUGGAGCUGGAGAUGGUCGUUCCCACGGUGAUCAAAGUCAAACGCAACAUCUCAGAGAGACGGACUUAUCGCAGGACCGUCAUUCCUCGGUGGAAUAAAGAGGUUUAAGCUGUUUUUUAUGAGCUGCUGCUGUGAGCUGACCGCUCGAUUAGUUGUGGAAGCACUGAGCAGAGAAGGAAAGAUACACCAGCAUUUAUCUGAGGCUUUAGUAAGUUAGUAUUUUGUUUUUAUGCAUUUUUUUUAUCUUGUGCACUUUUAUAAAAUUUAACCUCAGGGAAUCCCGAACCCUCAAGAAAGAAAGCGGGAACCUGAUUAAUUUGUCUGAGUGACUCAAAAUGUCUGGAGCUAAGUUAUUUAGUUUAGUUGUGUGAACUUUGUUCUUUAGUAUUACUCAACAAGGUACGAAUUUGCUUUUGUUUGUUCUUUUUACUUUGCGAAAGAAUUGUCGCUUUUUAACAUGUCCACCACUAGAGGGUGCUGUAGCAUAGAACAACUGUAAGUGAAUGGAGGGGAACAAGGUGUGUGUGUGUGUGUGUUUUUAAAUAGCUGAAUUGCACUUUUAUUGUUUUUUAAUAUUGUGUACAAUAUGUUGAUGACAUUGUUACAUAUUGUUUUCAAAUGAAGGGUUUGUUUCCAAAAUGUCAUGUAUUAUUUUUUCUCGUUCGGGAACAAUAAAAUGUUACUUCUGUUCAUCUUU